AUGCACCCAUACAAUUCUAGAGAACCACCUCUCAUUAACAACUCAUUCCCAGCUAUCACCGUACCCCUUGUAGAGCGAGCCCACCACAGCAGCUCCAGUCCUCCCAAGCCAGCCACACCCCUCUACGUCAACCCGCCCAACACAUCUCUCAUCGCCAACGGUACUGCCCUGCGUAUCAUGCCCCUAGGCGCAAGCAUCACCUACGGUUACCUCUCAACCGACGGGAACGGCUACCGUGAGGACCUCCUGGGCCUCCUUCGCCGCGGCGGCAACGACAACAUCACUUACGUCGGCAGCCGGAACAACGGCACCAUGAUCAAGAACGCCGUCGAGGGCUGGCCAGGCUACCGGAUCGACCAGGUCAUGCCCAAGGCGGCGGCCUCGGUGCCAAAGUACCUGCCCAACGUCGUCCUGCUCAACGUCGGCACCAACGACUGCGUGCAGAACUGGAACAUCGACAACACCACCAAGCAAUCCAGGUUGGAGCCUUCCCUAACCGCCAACGCCACCAUCGACGUCGGCGACAGGCUGCAGGCGCUCGUCGAGGACGUCUUGGAAUGGUCGCCCGGCGCCACCGUUGUCAUGAGCACCCUCAUCGUCAACAAGGUCAAGUCCACCAACAAGCGCGUCGGCGACGCCAACACGCAGUUUCGCGACGUGGCGUCGUCGCUGCGGGCGGCCGGGCGGCGGGUCGUGCUGGCUGAUAUGAGCACCUCGGCUGGGGGGCCGAAUAUUACUACCAUGGCGGACGUCACGCACCCGAAUGAUGUUGGCUAUGCGCUCAUGGCGAACAGGUGGUAUGUUGCGCUGCAGCAGGCCAGCGAAGAGGGUUUGAUUGUGGCACCGAGCGAGGUGGAUGCUUGA
Cryphonectria parasitica EP155 is the source of this 864-nucleotide messenger RNA. RefSeq names its product family 3 carbohydrate esterase. The coding region runs from base 1 to 864 and encodes 287 amino acids. The transcript has a single exon. Gene Ontology annotation, molecular function: phosphatidylcholine lysophospholipase A1 activity. The record is from RefSeq and is a predicted model, not a curated record. Lineage: Eukaryota; Fungi; Ascomycota; Sordariomycetes; Diaporthales; Cryphonectriaceae.